GGUGCCGCCUUCCUUCAGAAGGAGGCUCCGCAUAGGCGCUAGGCUGCCAGCUGCAGGCGAUGCACCGGUUUGCGGAUCGACCGGGUGGACCUGGCCUAAGAUGGGGAGCGUGCUACUCACGGCUGUGUUCAUAGCGUUACAAUUUGCUACCGGCCUGGCCAACCCUGACUCAAAGCGUUUAUAUGACGACCUGCUGAGCAACUACAACCGACUGAUACGGCCCGUGGGCAACAACUCUGAUCGUCUGACAGUCAAAAUGGGUCUAAGGCUCUCCCAGUUGAUUGAUGUGAAUCUCAAGAAUCAAAUUAUGACGACAAACGUGUGGGUAGAACAGGAAUGGAACGAUUACAAGCUCAAAUGGAACCCGGAUGAUUACGGCGGCGUGGACACCCUGCACGUCCCAUCCGAACACAUUUGGCUGCCAGAUAUAGUGUUGUAUAAUAAUGCGGACGGUAACUAUGAGGUGACAAUAAUGACAAAAGCAAUUUUACAUCAUACGGGUAAAGUAGUAUGGAAACCACCUGCCAUUUAUAAAUCAUUUUGUGAAAUCGAUGUUGAAUAUUUUCCAUUUGAUGAGCAAACAUGUUUUAUGAAAUUCGGAUCCUGGACGUACGACGGUUACAUGGUCGAUCUUCGGCACCUCCAGCAGACACCGGACUCAGACAACAUCGACAUCGGCAUCGAUCUGCAAGAUUACUAUAUAUCAGUUGAAUGGGACAUUAUGAAGGUGCCUGCCGUUAGGAAUGAAAAAUUUUAUAGCUGUUGUGAAGAACCAUAUCCGGAUAUUAUAUUUAACAUAACGUUAAGGCGAAAGACACUUUUCUACACCGUAAACUUAAUCAUACCUUGCGUUGGGAUAUCGUUCCUUUCCGUGCUGGUGUUUUAUUUGCCGAGUGACUCCGGCGAGAAGAUAUCAUUAUGUAUAAGUAUACUGCUGUCGCUGACCGUGUUUUUUCUGCUGCUUGCCGAAAUCAUUCCGCCGACGUCGCUCACGGUACCGCUGCUCGGCAAGUAUCUGCUGUUCACCAUGAUGCUCGUCACACUGUCGGUCGUCGUUACGAUUGCCGUGCUGAAUGUCAACUUUCGAUCGCCCGUCACGCACCGAAUGGCACCGUGGGUGCAUCGUGUUUUUAUAGAGCUACUGCCGAAGGUUCUGUGCAUAGAGCGGCCGAAGAAGGAGGACGAACCAUCCGACAACGAUGAUCAGACGCCCACGGACGUGCUGACGGACGUGUUCCAGGUGCCGCCCGAUGUGGAGAAGUACGUCGGGUUCUGCGGGAAGGAGUACGGCACGGACUUUGAUAUACCCGCACUGCCACCGUCACGGUUUGAUGUGGCCGCCUCGGGUGGCGUUGGGCCGUGCUUUGGGGAACCUCCGCUACCAGCACUGCCACUGCCGGGCGGCGAUGACGAUCUGUUCAGCCCGACCGGCAACGGGGACAUGAGCCCGACGUGUUGCGGCGAUCUCAGCCCCACCUUCGAGAAGCCGCUGCUGCGCGAGAUGGAGAAAACGAUCGAAGCGUCACGGUUCGUUGCGCAGCAUGUUAGGAAUAAGGACAAGUUCGAAAGUAUAGAGGAAGACUGGAAGUAUGUGGCACUAGUACUGGAUCGUCUGUUUCUGUGGAUCUUUACGAUAGCGUGCGUGAUGGGCACCUGCUUGAUUAUCUUGCAAGCGCCCAGCCUGUACGACAACACGCAACCGAUCGAUGCCAUGUACUCGAAGAUUGCCAAGAAGAAGAUGGAGUUGCUCAAAAUGGGGAGUGAGAAUGUAUAGCAUCCGCCCGGGUUCGCAUCCGCCGUUUGGAAGUACAUUCUAAACUGGAUGCGAACCCUGGUCAACGAGGAUGACCACUAAACGCCAAUCAAGUCGCGUAAAAAAACCCAUCGUCAGCAACGGUAAAAACAACGAACUGGUACACAAACACCCUCCCCUGUACAGCAUCCCUUCCCAUUCCCUUUAUCCUUCCGCCCAUCACCCAUUCUCCUCAUCCAUCCCGCAGAAGCUUGGGGUUAGGUCCUAAAGGAUCUAACGUCGUUGCCUCUGUCAACAACGGUGAGCGCCCUUAAGCGUCCACACGCGCUAAUCAAGCAAAUAAUGAAAACACAUUCAUGUAAAAGGCGCCUCGCAUUGCUCCUAACCUGCGAUACAAGGCGAGCGAACGAAACACGUUCCUAUCAUCUUGAUUAGCUCCGUUAUUUUUUUGGGAAUCCUUCCUUCUGCCACACCUCAAACUCAAAACGGCAUGUUGUGCGAACAUGCGAGUGUCAAUAACAAUCAAAUUAAGGUUAAUGUAAAACGAGCGAGCAUCGGUGGAUCCGGUGGCCGGAGUGAAACCCUGUACUCCGGACCGUCACAGGACAGGCGCCGAGUCGAGACGAUAUUCUUCAGCACGGUCAACUGGCAGCUCGCAGCAAAUUGGACGCCGGCGAGGCCCAAUGGAUGAGGAACAGCAAACCGCACUAAUGGAAGGCACACUUCAAAGAAAUCACGAUAAACUGGCUGCGUAGCAGCUCUAGCAAAGCAAAACCGCUUCCACCAGUGUAGUUGUGUCCGCGUAGGCAGCAAAAGAUUAAUUAAGGCGGUGAAGCCGCGUUACGCCGCACCAUCUAUCUAGGGAGCCGCAUCAUCGUAACGUUGUCGUAGUACAGUACAGUACACGCAGCCAUUUCGUUUUUGGCGAGUAAUUUAAACAAAAAGAAAAGGGGGCAUAUAUUAGCACAUGAACAAUUCGUUGUUAACGUUAAGUUGUUGUUCGAUAGCACUUUUCAAUUUUCCCACCGUUAAUUCGUUGGUUUCGUGCGAUAGAAAAUGCGCAGCCGGUUUUUGACAGCUACCUGAUGGCAGCAACCGGUGGGCAAUUUGAAGAUCGAUUAAAGCAGCACACUACUACACAACAGCACAAUCGGUAACCCAUAGCAACGGUAGCGAAAUUCGAACCGUUCGAGUUCACGGGUUUUGAUACUGUUUUUAGCUAAAGUAAUACACGGAUUUUUGGUGCAAAAAUUCCUCUCUUAGGUCGUUUCUUGAUGCGAUUUUCCUGUUUUUUUUUUUCAUAUCAGUUCGAUGUUGAAAGUACGCCAGAAGCUUCGUUAGCGUCAGGCCCACCCAGUACGGUCGACUAAAUAUUACGAAUAUGCGUAUCUUAUGGGAACCGUUUUUUACGUUUACGAAUGUGUAGUGAUUUUAACUCGACUGUUUCAAAUGUGUUAAAACGAACGGAACGGUGGCCAAAACCGGACAAAACGCAGCGCCCAAUGGCCAGUCGAAUGGCCGCGCGUGGUAGAAAUAAUAUGUUUAAAACAAAAACAAAAAAAAAUAUGAAAACAAUCAGCAUGAAUUGGUCUGAUAAUGAAGUGUCUUAACUACAGGAAAUUCUACCAAAAUUCCCGGAUUAUAUAAGGAGAGGAAGGGACGGAUCCUAUCGCCAAUGCGCAAAAACAGGCAUUGCGUGAUCACGAAUAUCGGUUAGGUGUAGCCGCAUGCGCCGCCUCCGAAACGACAUCAAUGCAUUUUGGGUGGUACACACAGAGCGAAAAAACCAAAAGGGGCAAACACGGAAAAUACCACGGUUACCAAAUCAAACGGAACGAACUGCAACUGGGGAGAAGCAGUUCGGCACGCGGCGGUCUGUAUAAAACCGCGCAAGUAAUUCGGUGUUUCGGCGCAAGCUCGGUAGACAAAAAAAAAGGGGGUAGCUUUUUUUAUAAAGGAAGAACCCAUUUUCCAAUCACAUUUAAAAACUAGCUCAAAUUGCACCAUCGGGCAUCGGCAUCGGGAUUGCGCAUACGUAGGGAUGUGCCGCCAUUUCUAACUAAUUGAGUGAAAUAAUCAAAACAAAAAAAAAUCUACGCAAAAAAACCAUUGAAAUUGCGCCCGGAAACCGGAUAGAUCCGUUUUAGACGAUAAGCGGGCACGUGGG
Messenger RNA from Anopheles moucheti, 3920 nucleotides. It is a transcript of the gene nAChRalpha1, whose product is annotated as acetylcholine receptor subunit alpha-like 1. The coding region runs from base 101 to 1774 and encodes 557 amino acids. Gene Ontology annotation, biological process: monoatomic ion transmembrane transport; signal transduction; nervous system process. The record is from RefSeq and is a predicted model, not a curated record. The transcript is spliced from 9 exons. Lineage: Eukaryota; Metazoa; Arthropoda; Insecta; Diptera; Culicidae. Gene Ontology annotation, molecular function: acetylcholine-gated monoatomic cation-selective channel activity; transmembrane signaling receptor activity. Gene Ontology annotation, cellular component: neuron projection; synapse; postsynaptic membrane.